This is a messenger RNA of Cladocopium goreaui, 3666 nucleotides long. Lineage: Eukaryota; Dinophyceae; Suessiales; Symbiodiniaceae. The record is from the annotation of a GenBank genome assembly.
AUGAACAAGAAUGCGACCACAGUGCAGUGCGACGUCGAUCGUCCUGGAUUUUCCACCCGUGCUGUGCAUGCAGGCGAAGCACGUCAGAAACCUGGCGAUUCGAUUACCGACCCCAUCUUCAGCUCGGCCACCUUUACCUUCCCCAGCACGCAGGCGGUGAUCGAUUUCAUCGAGCAGAAGCAACCGCGGGAAGAGUACGGCCGUUAUGGCAAUCCCAGCGAGGCGGUGGUCGAACGCAAGCUAGCCGCACUCGAUGGUGGUGAAUCGGCCGUACUGUACUCCAGUGGGAUGGCCGCUCUGGUGGGAGUGCUGAUGGCAAAACUAUCGGCCGACGACGAGAUCAUCUUCUUCGACGAAUGCUACCAUCGCAGUCGGGAGUUCUGCACGAAGCAUCUUUCCCGCUACGGGGUACGCACGCUUCAAGUGCGCACCGGCGAUUACGAUGCGAUGGAAGCGGCCAUCACAUCGAAAACCAGAAUGCUGGUGAGCGAGUCACCGACGAACCCUCAUCUGAGCGUAGUAGACAUUGCCCGUUUCGCUGAAAUUGGUCGACGCCACAACGUGGAAACCUUGAUCGAUGCGACGCUGGCCACCCCGUACAACCUGCAACCCAUCGCGGCCGGGGUUGAUUAUGUGCUGCACUCGGCCACCAAAUACCUGGGUGGGCACAACGAUCUGCUGGCUGGAGUGGUCGUCGGCACCACCGCGGGCCUCGAGCCGGUGCGCAACCUCCGCGGCAUCAUGGGGCCGGUAAGUUCGCCCCAUGCCAUUUACCUGCUCGAACGUGGAUUGAAGACCUUCGAACUGCGUAUUCAACGGCACAAUGCCAACGGACUGGCGGUGGCCAGAUUCCUGGAUGAACAUCCUCGGAUUGAGAAGGUGCUAUACCCAGGGCUGGAGUCGCACCCCGAUUUCGAACUUGCGCAAAGCACCAUGCGAGGUUUCGGUGGAUUGGUGACGUUCUUCGUCAAGGAUGCCGACUGGCGACAAACGGCCAGCGUGGUCGACGCCGUAAAAAUUCCGCGAAUUGCACCCAGCUUGGGAGGUGUGGAAUCGCUGAUCGAGCAGCCACUGGUAAUGAGUUACUACGAAUGCACCGAAGAGCAGCGGCGAGAAUUUGGUAUUCCUGACAAUAUGAUCCGCAUGUCCUGCGCCGGAGAAUGGGGCGAGUACGACUACUCGCGAAGCGGCAAUCCGACCCGCAAGGUGUUCGAAAAUACGCUGGCUUCGCUCGAAGGCGGCAUGGGCGCGUUAGCCUUCUCCUCAGGCAUGGCCGCCACACACGCUGUAACCAUGCUGUUGAACUCAGGCGAUCAGGUGGUCGCCGGGUCGGAUAUCUACGGCGGUACCUAUCGAUUGCUUCACAAGGUAGUUCAACGUAGCGGCAUCGAUAUCAAGCUGGUUCCCGCAGACGAUCUGGAACAGCUAGAAGCAGCGAUCACUGACAAAACGCAACUCGUGUGGAUCGAAUCGCCUGGCAACCCCUUGAUGUCCAUUACAGAUAUCAAAGCCUGCGCCGAGAUUGCCCAUCGCCACGGUGCCCUGCUGGGGGUGGAUAGCACGUUCGCCUCCCCCGUGCUCACACGGCCAUUGGAAUUGGGGGCCGAUAUCGUGAUGCAUUCCGCUACCAAGUACAUCGGUGGGCACAGCGACCUCAUCGGCGGCGCCCUGGUCGUCGAUGACGAGCAACUCUUCGAGCGGCUGUACUUCAUCCAAAACGCCACUGGCGCGGUAAUGGGCCCCUUCGAGUCGUUCCUCUGCUCGCGAGGGCUCAAGACACUUGACCUGCGGGUUCGCGAGCAAUGCCGCUCGGCGGCCAAGCUGGCUGAGUUUCUACAGCAGGACAAACGGGUUAAGCGAGUUCUGUAUCCUGGGCUCAGCGAUCACCCGGGGCAUGAGAUUGCUGCCCGGCAAAUGAACGGUGGAUUCGGGGCGAUGUUAUCCUUCGAACUCGCAGGCGACUUCGAACAGGCUCGAAACUUCUGCGAGGCAACCGAACUCUUUCAGCUUGCGGUAAGCCUUGGCGCGGUGGAAUCUCUGAUCGAACAGCCGGCAUCCAUGUCUCAUGCCAGCUAUGAUCCCGAAGCCCGACUGGCGUUUGGCAUUCGCGAUGAGUUGGUCCGCAUCAGCGUCGGCCUGGAAGACACUGAAGACCUGAUAGCAGACCUCAAGCAAGCACUCGAACGCACCUCCGGGUUCGGAUCGAUGAGAGAUUGGCUGCGGAAAACACUCACUAAGAUGAUCGCAUGGGGAAUGGGCUCAGUGGUCCUGCUCGCCUGCGGACAACUCGAGGCCACGGCUCAACAGUACCGUCCCGGCUCCGCCCCCAAAGUGACGAACACGCGAGCCUCUUACGAGGAAGAAACCUCCUACGGCCAGCGCAGGGACCCUGCUCCUCAAAUCACUCAACAGCGGCGCACGGUUCAAUCGCCCCGUAACCCGGUUCCUUCCUACGCCCGUCACCCGCAAGACCACCCGAACACGCAUCGCCCGCCGGCGAACCGCCGACCGCAAGCGGCUCCUCACGUUGACCAUAAUGUGGAGCCGGCCCGAUAUCGCUCACAACACUAUCGCAAUCGCGAGUCGGAAAUCUUCUACGACGACGCAUCGUAUACGGAAGAACUUCCUGGACCGGGCCCCUCAGGUGACAUCAUGUACGAAGACUCGUACAUGGAAGGCUAUGACGGCUACGGAGAAGGCCCCUGGCACGAUGGUCCCUAUUACGAUGACCCAUAUGGUGGCUGCGACUCUUGUGGCGGUUCCUGCGGUGGCCAGUGUGGCUACGGCCGUCCCUUUUGCCGGUUGUUUGAUUGGCUGAUGGGCCCCAGUUGCGACUGGUGCUGGUCUGAAAACCUGACCGCGUUCGGCGGUAUGGACGGCUUCACCAAUGCGGUGGACCUCGACAACAAAGGCAACUUCGGCUUCGACUACGGUAUCGAUUGGGCCGGCCCGCUCUGGAACAAAUGGGGACUGGGCUACCAACUCGGUGGUCGCGUGGUCCACAGUAACCUUUCGGGUUACGACCAGAUGAACACGCUGGGGCUCUUCGACGACGAUGGUCGACACCAGUACUUCUUAACUGCGGGUGUUUUCCGUCGCUUCCGCCACUGCACCGGCCUGCAAUGGGGUGUGGUGUAUGACUACCUUCGCGACGACUACUACACCGAAGCCAGCUUGAGUCAGGUGCGAGGCGAAAUCAGCUUCCGCGGACCCAAGCAGAUUGAACUCGGCGUGUGGGCCAGUGCGAAUGUCGGCGACGACUCGGUCUUGAACAACUUCGUAAACCAGGUGACCGCCACGAACUUUGGCACCUGGGAGACCGUCGAUCAGUACAACUUGUUCGUCAGGUUCACGAGUUGCACCGGAAACGAAAUGCGGAUCUGGGGUGGUGUGACCGGUGAGAGCGACGGCAUCGUCGGUGGUGACUUCCGGUUGCCCUUCAACGACCGCUUCGCGAUUGUGGGCAUCGGCAAUUACAUCAUUCCCGAAGAAGGUGCCAAUCAGAUCGGAGCCCGUGAAGAAAACUGGGGCCUCGGCCUCAACCUGGUCUGGUACCCCGGCCGCUCGGCCCAAACGGCUUCAUGCAGCCGCUGGCGUCCGCUGUUCAACGUGGCGAACAACGCCACCAUGGUGCCGAUGCUGACCGACAGUGCUGUCAGCCCGUAA